Zingiber officinale is the source of this 2832-nucleotide messenger RNA. RefSeq names its product putative disease resistance RPP13-like protein 1. The coding region runs from base 1 to 2832 and encodes 943 amino acids. The transcript has a single exon. Gene Ontology annotation, molecular function: ADP binding. NCBI's taxonomy places the organism in Eukaryota, Viridiplantae, Streptophyta, Magnoliopsida, Zingiberales, Zingiberaceae. Gene Ontology annotation, biological process: defense response to other organism. The record is from RefSeq and is a predicted model, not a curated record.
AUGGAUUGGAUCACCGUCCUCCAACACCUCGGCCUCCCGGAGUUGGUCAAGAAGGUCGUCGAAUUUCUGCUCACUAAGGCCUGCUCCGAGGUCUCCCGCAUCCAAGGCGUCGAGGAUGAGAUCGCCAAGCUUCGGAGAACCCACGAGCGGAUCCAAUCCCUCCUCGUUGAUGCAGAAGAGCGCCGCCACAUCGAGGACGAAUCCGUCAAGAGCUGGCUCCGGGAGCUGAAGACUGUCGGCUUCGACGCCGACGACCUUCUCGACGGCUUUCGGACCCAUGUCGACGUCUUCAAGCACGCCAAGGAAGCUCCUUCCCGCAAACGGAAGCGAUCCUGGUACGACGUCCCAAUCCCAUCUCUCGGCGUCGACACCCGUCUCGUCAGGCGCUACAACAUCGCGACGGAGAUUGUCAAGAUCCAGAGUAGACUCGACGAGAUCUACAAGAGGCGGAAGAAUCUUCAAUUGAAACCCUCAGAUGGGAGGCAGCGAAACGAGGGCUCGAACAUGGCGGUCUUUUUUCCGGCCGUUGCAUCUUUGGAUGUAUCGAAAGUCGUCGGGAGAAGCAAACAAUGCGACUCGAUUGUGGCCGCCCUGAAAGUAGAUUCGGACUUGCCUCCUCGUGUGAUUGCCAUCUACGGCAUCGCCGGAAUAGGUAAGACCACACUCGCCCAAUUGGUCUUCAAUCAUUUCUCUGGGAGAGAUCGGGAGGAGGUUUCCCCAAACCCCAGUGGAUCUCUCAGCGGUGUCGACAGGCACUUUGAAAUGAAGAUAUGGGUGUCCUUGCCAAAAGUGUGUGACAUAGCAAGGGCAACUAAAGAGAUCAUAGAGGGGAUAACCGGGGAAAUUUGCAAGCUUCCAAGCCUAAACCACCUGCAAGAUUGUCUCAAGAAAUGUGUGAAGGACAAAAAAUUCUUGCUCGUGCUAGAUAACUUUUGGGCAGAAGACUUCAAAUUCUGGGAAAUUCUGCGUCUUCCUCUGCUGAAGGGAGCAAAAGGAAGCAGUGUUUUGAUUACGACUCAAAACAAAGAAGUAUCGAGGCUGGUGGCCACUAUGCCUUUGCAUUUAGAGGGUCUCGAGAUGAAUGAUUGCCUAAAAUUGUUUACUGCUUUGGCAUUUCCCCAAGCUGAAGAGGACGUUGAUCAAUUAAAAGACAUUGGUGAAAGAAUAGUGGAGAGGUGCCAAGGUUCGCCUCUUGCCACAAUCUCACUGGGCAAACUCUUGAGAUCCGAAAGUAAUGUUGACAACUGGGAGAUCGUCCUCAAUGAAAUGCUAGCUCUGGAAGGCUCGGCAAACUCUAGCACUCGUCCAAUCUUGCCGAGUCUCAUGAUAAGUUACCAUCACUUGAACUACCAACUGAAGCAGUGUUUUACUUAUUGCUCUAUUUUUCCAGAUAAUUUUGAGUUUGACAAAGAUCAGCUGGUCAGGAUGUGGAUAGCAGAAGGUUUGAUUCAGCAAAAUGGAAGGCGACCACCGGAAGCCAUUGGUAGCAGGCUCUUUGACUACCUUCUGUGGAUGUCAUUCUUUGAACGCUCCACCAAGCCUUGUUCGAAUGGAACUAUAUGCAAGUACACAAUGCCCAACCUAAUUCAUGAUCUUGCACGCCUACUGUCUAAUAAUGAAUUAUUGGUUAUGGAAGACAAUGAGUUGAAUCCUUCAUCUGGACAAUUUCGUUAUGCAUCAUUACUUCAUAGAAAAUGUGUCCCAAUAAUGUUUGAGAAAAUAUACAAUCAGGAGCACUUGAGGGCGCUGAAAUUGUGCAAUGAAUCUAAGAUAGAUGUGGCCGGGAUUCCAAAAGAUCUGUUUGGCAAAUUAAAAUACCUACGGCUUUUGGAUCUGAGCAACAGUGGCAUAGAAAAAUUGCCAGAUUCAGUUGGCAAGCUAGUUCACCUGAGAUAUCUUGGCCUUUCUGAAACCAAUGUCGAAGAGCUGCCGGAGUCAGUGGAAGACCUGUACAAUUUGCAGACUUUGGAGCUCAAUUUUUGCUCCAACCUUUCCUCGUUACCCGAAGGGACAAGUAAGUUAGUCAACCUAAGGCAUCUGGGUUUGCAUCUUGACUGGGAACAGAUUAACGAUUUGAGGCGCAUGCCUACUGGAAUUGAUCGCUUGACUUCUCUGAUGACAUUGUCAAGAUUCACCGUGACCAAUUAUGUGGAUGGCUGCAACCUAAGGGAGUUAAAGAACUUGGAUCUUCGAGGAGAGCUCUGCAUCUGCAAACUUGAAAACGUGACCAAUGCAAGUGACGCCAGUGAAGCUAAUUUGGGAGAGAAGCGGAUUGACAAACUGAUGCUGCGAUGGAGCGGUGAAACCUCAAAUGUGCAACAAGGUGCGAAUACCUCUAAUGUGCAACAAGGUGUGAAUAUCUGCAAAGAAGUUGCCGAGAGAUUACAGCCCUACAAGUAUCUUAAAUGCCUGUGGAUCUUGAAUUAUCCUGGAAGCAAAUUUCCAGAUUGGCUGGAGAACAUUGGUUUCUCAAGUCUAGAAAUGGUGAGGCUAUCUUGCUCAGGAGAGUGUGAAUCUUUGCCGUCGCUUGGGCAGCUACCUAAGCUCAAGCACUUGUAUAUUGAAGGGAUGAAGAGACUGGUAAACUUGAAGAACAUGAUUAAGGGGUUUCUAUCUUUGGAGACUCUUACGAUCAAAGACAUGCCUAUUUUGAACAUGCUGUGCAAAUUCAAAGGUAAUUUUCCUAAGCUCUCAAAGGUUGUCGUUUGUCAGUGCCCCAAGUUACGUCGGCCGAAGGAUCUUCCAAGGAGGAUAGAGUUAAUAAUUAUUCCACAAUCCACUGACAAUGUAGACGGAAAUGAUGUGAGCUCUGAUCUCUCUCAUUCUGCAUAA